Molecule: messenger RNA, 1761 nt
Organism: Neoarthrinium moseri
Lineage: Eukaryota; Fungi; Ascomycota; Sordariomycetes; Amphisphaeriales; Apiosporaceae
Exons: 8
Coding region: 1-1761 (586 amino acids)
Source: RefSeq, a predicted model, not a curated record
AUGUCGUUCGGAGGUGGUCUGAGCGAUAGCCUGAAAGGUCUCAGCGUCAGCGAUGAUGAUAGCGAAGUUGAGGAUUGCUUGGUGAUUGGUAUUGACUUUGGAACAACGUACUCCGGAGUGGCUUGGUCGACGAGAGUCGAGUUGGAAAGUAGCCAAAUCAACUUCAUCACCUCCUGGCCUGACAACGCCCGCGAGGAAGGUAAAGUCCCAACUGAGCUCUGGUACGACGAUACCGGCGAGCCAAUCUGGGGCUAUUCUAUUCCUGCCGAUGCUGACCCAUUUCGAUGGUUUAAGCUUCUCCUGCUUCAUAGAGAAGACCUCAACCCGGAGCUCUGCGAAUCCAGCUUUCUGAUCAAGGCCCAGAUUAUGCUGAAGGAGUCUGGGAAGACCGCGGUAGACCUUGUUGCUGACUAUUUGCGCCUGCUCUGGGAGCACAUAAUGUCGACGAUCGAGAAGGCACGUGGGGAGUCUGUGGUGGAAGCUCUCGUCUUCCAUGUCAUAGUCACUGUUCCAGCAAUAUGGAAAGGCUAUGCUAGACAGGCUAUGGAAGAGGCCGUUAAGAAGUCUGGCAUUCUUAACUUCCGUCUCGCAGGGACCACAAAAUUGGUAUUCGCACCAGAGCCAGAGGUGGCAGCAUUUUCAACACUCCUUGAGCAAGGCAGUAGCAUCCGGCCAGGCAAUGUAUAUGUGAUCUGUGAUGCAGGUGGUGGGACAGUGGAUCUCAUUAGUUACGAAGUGAGGAAUACUAAACCGAUCAUCUUACAAGAGGUCGUGAUUGGAACAGGCGGGCUUUGCGGCGGGAUCUUCAUCGACCAGGCGUUUGAGCACAUGUGCAGUGGCCGGCUUGGGUCUAAAUGGAAACGCUUGAGCAAAGAGGGCAUUAGGGAUAUUAUGAGAACUGCAUGGGAAUACGGCAUCAAACCACAGUUCAAGUCACCCCAGUCAGCGAAGCAGUAUAUCGUCGCGUUGCCUGCCGAGGCAUUCAGGGAUCAAGGUACUGCGGGCCUAGACGAUACCAAGCGCAAGCCUCAUAUAAAGAACGGGCGAAUUUAUUUCGACGGUUCCGACAUCAAAAAAGUGUUUGAAGGCGUCUUUGCCGAUAUUUCAAAGCUGGUGGAGGGACAGAUCCAAAAGGCCGCAGAAAAGGGCCUGUCUGUGACAGGCAUCAUUCUUGUUGGUGGACUGGGGGCGAGUCCAUAUUUGUACGAUUAUCUCAAGAAUAUCCACUCCAAAGCAGGAAUUGUAGUGCUUCAGUCCGGUGGGGUCAAGCCGCGCACAGCAAUCUGUCGAGGUGCCGUGCUCAAAGGGUUCCUUGAGGCACAAAACAGUCAGCAAGAUGGGGGAUUCGGGACAUCAACAAUCGGAGUUGAGUCGAGAGUAUCUCGGGCUAGUUACGGCAUAACUUACUAUAUUCUGAUCGGCCCAGAUCAUCAUGAUGAGGAAGACAAAGACAUUGAAUGGAACUCAUUAGAGGGCCGCCAUGUGCUGUCCAAUCAAAUGCAGUGGUAUUUGAGGCGGUGUGAUGACGAGGCGCCGCCGACAAGGAAGAUUGACAAUGUCCGAAAACUUGGCGAGAUCUGCUGUAAUCUCGAUGUUCAGUUUUCUGACCUGCCCUACCACUCGAAAGACGAGUUCGGGACUGUGACAAAACGGCUGAAUUUCGACAUUGAAUUAGUGCCGUCGGGGGCCUCGGUAGAAUUUGUUUUGUACGUGAAUGGGAGAAAACAGGGAAGCGAGUACGCCAAGAUUGAUUUUGCGUAG